AUGGACAGUAAUUCCAAUUCGUUUCAUCAAUCGUCGUAUAAUUGUUCGUCACCAGACUCGGAAUCCAACUCGAAUCAGGAUCUUUUGAACAGUUCAGCGUUGGAGGAGCAAAUCCGUCAGUCCAAUAACCAGAUUGGGACGGUCAUCCUGUACGGUGUUCCGAUCGUCUCGUUGAUGAUGGAAACCAAAGAGCGACUGUGUCUAGCACAAAUAUCAUCGACGCUGCUGAAAGACUAUUCUUACAAUGAAAUUCACAAUCGGCGUGUAGCUUUGGGUAUCACUUGCGCUCAAUGUACACCAGUCCAGUUAGAACUGUUGAGACGGGCGGGAGCUAUGCCUGUCACUUCACGCCGAUGCGGAAUGAUCACUCGCCGUGAAGCCGAACGUCUCUGCAAAUCUUUUCUCGGUGAUCACAGCCCACCGAAAUUACCGGAAAAUUUUGCAUUCGACGUCAGUCACUGCUGUGCAUGGGGUUGUCGGGGUGCGUUUCUUCCAUCUCGAUACAAUUCCUCACGAGCCAAAUGCAUCAAAUGUUUCUACUGCAGUCUAUUCUUCUCACCCAACAAAUUCAUUUUCCACUCGCAUCGAAGUCUCCCCGACGCUAAAUACAUCCAACCAGACGCCGCCAAUUUCAAUUCGUGGCGGAGACACAUCCAUUUAACUGGAUCACCACCGGAUCAAGUGAUGUUUGCCUGGGAAGAUGUCAAAGCCAUGUUCAACGGAGGCAGCCGGAAGCGAGUCGCCAGCGGAAGUGGAAAUAACGCAGGAUCCGUCGUCACCAGCACGUCGAAUAAUCAAAGUGGUCCCAGUGCGGAAGCCUCCGCCAAAUCCAGCCAAGAAGUUGUUGUACCUGCCGCCAAAGUCACCAAAACUACCAAAAAUCCCUGUCACAGCAAGAGGCCGAAAUUCGAUGGCGGCCAGCAGCAGCAUCUGCCUAAAAUUCGAACACCAGAAAACCUUCCAGCGGCGGUGGCGACAACGUCCAGCACUUCCAGCAGCCCGCCCGUUCCGCUCAUCCCUGCACCUUCUCCAUUGACUCCACAAAUCUACCACCAUCCAGCUCAGUCCCAAUCAUUGCUUGCCCGUUUGAAUUCCAUCAUGCCAACGGCCGCUGCUGGAUCACUGCUGGCCAAUAAACCGGCAACCGAUCCAGCACCCACUCAGGAUUACAGCAUGACCAUGUGGAACGCCACGGGGAGCGGACGCUUUUGGUCGCCCUAUUUGAACCCACUUCCGUUCAAUCCCUACAGUUAUUACAAUUACCUAAUGAACAAAUCGGAUCAAUUCUCGUUGAUGAUGAACCAUUCCGGCAGCAGCGGGUGGCAGCAACUCGUAACCAACAAACCCCGGAUCAAUCCAGCCAGCAUCUCCAUCAUCGCCAGCAAUAACUCUGCACCCCAGAAAAGUGGAAUGGACGACACACACUCCAAAUCCCAUCAACCGAAUAAUAAUUCCCCGACCGAAGAGGAGGAAGCCGAGGCUUUCGUCGACGUCGAAUCCACCGAUCCAGCCCUUGAGAAUAAUUAGUUUUGAUUCAAUUAUUUCCAAUUUAGACCUUAAUCUGUAUUUGUAUAGGCGUGUGUGUCAUAUGUCCUCUUAUAUAUCAGCGAUCUAGUCACCCAUGUUUGACUUUUCUGUUAAUAGCAAGGUGAAACGUAAUCAAAGCUUACACAUUGUUAUAUAUAGAGUUGAUGUUUCUC
This is a messenger RNA of Daphnia pulicaria, 1700 nucleotides long. RefSeq names its product SKI family transcriptional corepressor 2-like (gene fuss). The transcript is spliced from 5 exons. Bases 1 to 1527 code for a protein of 508 amino acids. Gene Ontology annotation, biological process: negative regulation of transcription by RNA polymerase II; negative regulation of BMP signaling pathway. Gene Ontology annotation, molecular function: RNA polymerase II cis-regulatory region sequence-specific DNA binding; SMAD binding; DNA-binding transcription factor activity, RNA polymerase II-specific. The record is from RefSeq and is a predicted model, not a curated record. Gene Ontology annotation, cellular component: transcription regulator complex; nucleus. NCBI's taxonomy places the organism in Eukaryota, Metazoa, Arthropoda, Branchiopoda, Diplostraca, Daphniidae.